AUGGAAAAUUACGUUUUGCAGAGAGAAAUAAGCAAUGAUGCGAGUGGACAAUUCACACUUUACCUAGAGAAGCCCACAUCACACCAUGUUGUCAUUCGAAAGCAGUCUCUUGCUGCAAUGCCCAGAGAAGAUUGGGAUUCUGUACUAGAAGAAGAGCUUUCUUUCUGCUCACUCGAUCAUCCUAACAUUCUUAAGUAUCAUACAGCAUUUAUUAAAGAUGAUUCGCUUUAUACAGUCAUGGAUUUUGCUCAAGGCGGUAAUUUAGAGCAAAAAAUUAAAAAAUCGCAGGGCAUGUUAUUCGAUGAAGAUCAAAUUCUCGAUUGGUUUACAAAAAUAAGUUUAGCUCUUAAAUAUAUGCAUGAUAGAGGAUUUUUACACCAUUCUAUUCAAGCAAAGAACAUUGUUUUCCUGAGGAACGGAAUGCUUAAAGUUGCAGGUAUCGUAAAUACCAAGAUUCUUGUCGGAACAACAAACUUUACGCAGACAGCUCAAACAAUGCCUUAUUUCUUCGCCCCUGAGAUAUGCCAAGGAAAGCAAUAUACAGACAAAACAGAGAUAUGGGCAUUAGGAUGCUUACUAUACCAGCUAUGCGCUCAAAAACCUCCUUUUGAAGGCAAAAGUAUUCCAGCUUUAAUUCGAAAGAUUCUUAAGGGAAACAUCACACCGAUACCAUAUAUUUUUUCAUCUAAUUUACGAAACUUAGUUACAGCAUGCCUCCAAAAGUUCCCUUCUCGUCGUCCAAACAUAAAUAAAAUUUUGAAUUACGAUUUCAUCAUGUCAGAACUACAUAAUAUCCUCGAUGCCUCGAUCAAAAUCGUCGAGACAAAGAAGUCCGCUAAGCCAGCAAAGCAUAAAAAGUGUUCUAGACCUUCAAAAUUGAUGACAAAAGCAAAAAUGAACGAAGAACUCAAAAAAGACUUCCAACAUCUCGAACUACAGUCUCCAAAGAAGGCAAAGCCACCGGCUAACAGCGAUUUGAGCAUAACUGGAAGAUUUAAUAUCAAAGUUCACGACGAAGAAGAGGAAGCAGAGGCCAAACCCAAAACACCUGAUGAUGACAUCAAAGAGAAAGUCCGUAGGAAGAGGGAUGAUCUCUUAGAACAAGUUUUCAGACAAAAACAUCCAGAAUUGUUCGCAGAAGAAGGCGAAGAAGUCCAACCACCACCAAAAAUGAACCUCUCAGAUAUCAUACAUAUAUCAGAUGACUCAUCAGAUAAUGACGAUGAUGCAGAUGAAUUCAAAGUUCUUGCAGACAUCGCUCAAAGCAUUUUUGAUAAACCACCUGAUGCAACAAGCGAAAAAACUAUUACUAUGAGUAAUAAGAACGGCCUGGGAAGCCAUUACUUCACAGGAACAAGCAUUUUAAGUGAUGUUGAUGAAAGUGUGUCACUUUUUGAAAGAAUCGAAAUGCUUCGAGUUAGACUGGAAAAAGCAAUUGGACUUGAUCCUUUCAUUGAAGCCUACAAUUAUGUUAAGAAUUCAGGAGAUAAGACAAAUCAAAAGGAAAUUGAGUCCCAUUUAAGACAAAUCUUGAAGACAGAUGAGCAGUUCGCUUAUUAUCCAGCUAUACUCCACCUUUGUCUCCUUGAAGAAGCUCAAUAA
Trichomonas vaginalis G3 is the source of this 1602-nucleotide messenger RNA. Its product is annotated as protein serine/threonine kinase protein. The record is from RefSeq and is a predicted model, not a curated record. Gene Ontology annotation, molecular function: ATP binding; protein kinase activity. Gene Ontology annotation, biological process: protein phosphorylation. NCBI's taxonomy places the organism in Eukaryota, Parabasalia, Trichomonadida, Trichomonadidae. The coding region runs from base 1 to 1602 and encodes 533 amino acids. The transcript has a single exon.